This is a messenger RNA of Tetrahymena thermophila SB210, 464 nucleotides long. RefSeq lists its product as hypothetical. The annotation marks the transcript as partial. NCBI's taxonomy places the organism in Eukaryota, Ciliophora, Oligohymenophorea, Hymenostomatida, Tetrahymenidae. The transcript is spliced from 5 exons. The record is from RefSeq and is a predicted model, not a curated record.
GUAAUAAUAAAAUAAGUGCAAUUGGUGUAUCAGGCUUAGGUUCUGUUUUACCAAACUUGACUAAUCUCUCAAAUUUGACACUUAAUCUAAUUAGCAAUUUAAUUGGUCCAUAAGGUACAUCAAGCUUAGGUUCUAGUUUAGGAAAGUGCACUAAUCUCUCAAAUUUGACACUUUAUCUUGAUGACGAUUAAAUUCGUGAUGAAGGUAUAGUAGACUUAUGCUCUGGUUUAGGAAAAUGCACUAAACUCUCAAAUUUAACACUUAUAUUUGAGUCCUAUUUUAUUAAUUAUGAAUAUACUAAAGGCUUAAGUUCUGGUUUAAGAAAGUGCACUAAUAUCUAAAAUUUAACACUUAAUUUUAAAAAUAGAUGGACUCAAAUGAAGAAUUAAAAGUAAUUGAAAACAGAGUGCCUCAAAUCAAAAAGAUUAGUCGUCUUAUAAAUAACAUAUAAUAAAAUUUUGUGA